Molecule: messenger RNA, 234 nt
Organism: Penicillium cataractarum
Lineage: Eukaryota; Fungi; Ascomycota; Eurotiomycetes; Eurotiales; Aspergillaceae
Exons: 1
Coding region: 1-234 (77 amino acids)
Source: RefSeq, a predicted model, not a curated record
AUGGACAAUGUCGCUCAAUGGAAUCUCUACUACAAGGCUCGAAUCGAGCCAUUCCCCGAUGAUCAAGCUCCAGAAUUGAAAGCUCUUGUCGAUCAGAUCGAAGAGUCAUGCAGCACCCUCGAAGGUGUCAAGCGCCAAAUUGAUGACACGGUUGAAACUGUCAAAGCUCGCCGGGAUGGUCUAUUCAACCCCAGCGCUCUAAGUGAGACCCGGAACUCAAAUCGCCUCGGCUAG